This is a messenger RNA of Brugia malayi, 3906 nucleotides long. RefSeq lists its product as uncharacterized. The coding region runs from base 1 to 3906 and encodes 1301 amino acids. NCBI's taxonomy places the organism in Eukaryota, Metazoa, Nematoda, Chromadorea, Rhabditida, Onchocercidae. The record is from RefSeq and is a predicted model, not a curated record. The transcript is spliced from 29 exons.
AUGCCACAUCGGUUAGAAUCGGAAUCAUUUUCAAAUUUAACACCUGUGGCGCAUAGUGGACAACAACAGCGCUCGCAAUCUCGAACUCGCAAUCGUAUGGUUGUUGAACGAACUGAAAUAAGACAAGAUUAUGAUAAAUGUGUCAAUGAUGGUGACAAUAGCAGAGGAGGAGGAUAUAUGCAAGUCGAGAUCUCAAUGGCUGUUGAAACAAUCCUUGAUGAUUCCACUCCAUCACACUAUGGAAGACCAAUUAAAGUACAUUGUGAACCAAAAAUAAUCGAUGAACACGUACAACAAAGAGAGUUACGUGAACGUUACCGUGAGCAACGUGAAGAGAGACAACGUGAAUAUAUGAACGAUCAAUGGAUAUCAUCAGGUAGCAGUGAUCGUAUGGGAUAUCAAAUUAAUGAAAAUUAUCGAAAUAUAGUGGAAAAUGAUGGAAAACGGACACAUAUAAGGUCUAAAUCAGGAUCAUUACGAGAAUUUCUCAGUGAUUACGAGAAUAUCAUAAAUAAUCGAAAUCAAUUAUCACAAGCAAACAACGAACGAGCUGGUGAAUCAGGUUAUCGAAGUGAAUCAACAACAUACGAAGAAACAAUAUCCACAACUCGUUAUUCAGAUUCUGCUGGUACACCUGAAUACAGCUUACCAAUAAGAAAUACGUUGUACAAUAGUAGUCCAUCAAUAGCUGUUCAUUUGCCUGCUGAUUCAACAAUUACCACUGAAACAACAAUUACGACUACUACUGCAAUUAAGAAAGUUGCAAGUGGUUCAAAAUUUACUGAAGAAAACAUCGCUCCACGUGCGUCAGUGUCACCUGUUCCGUCACUUAGUUCACCGAUAAUUCCAACUAGCGAUACGUCAACAAAAUUAGGCGUUGUCUCAAGUCUAACUAAACAAUUUGAAAUGAAUACAAGUAAACAACAAACAAUCGAUGAGUCACUUUCACGACCAAUCAAUGGCAAUAAAUGGAGUCCAAAGGGUGGUCCAAAGCCAAAAGAAUUACCACAACUAUUGCCAAGUGUUGAAUUCAUGACAACGCCAUCCGGUGGAAAGUAUAAAAAGAUUGAUUAUGAGGUGAUUGAAGAUAGUAAAUUGCCUAGAAAUGAGUUGCAAGAUGAUUCAACUACAAAGUAUAGCUUCGAAAAAAAACGAGAAGAGAGUACCAUGGAUAUAUCAUCAUCAUCAUCCGAUACACAAUUCAUCACACCUUCACAACAAAAGGAACAGAUUACUGUCUACGAGUAUGAUUCACAAAAAAUCAGUCGUCGAUCAGGUGAAAAACCAAUUGCGCUUACAGAAUACGAACAAAAGCUCGAAAAGGAUUCAAUGCCUCAUCGACAUCAGUGGACUGAAGAGACAAAAACUGAAGUAUGGUCAUCUACUUCUAAAGGUGUUUGGCAAUAUGAUAUAAAGCAUUUUCCGCCUGCUACUAUAACACCACCGGCAGCUACAGCAAGUCGUGGGUUAUGGGAGAGUGCGGAAUCCAGUCGCGGAUUGUGGGAGAGUGCGGAAUCCAGUCGUGGAUUAAGGGAUAGUGCGGAAUCACGACAUCGUAAUGUUACAAGUUAUGAUGAGAAGCCAAAGCCAAUAACGGAUAAUGUUGGUUCUACAUCAUCAACAGUUGUGAUAAAACAGGAUCAGGAAGGACGAAUGUUAUCAUCCGAAACGUGGGAUACGAAACGUCAAAAAACGUCAUAUUCUACUGCUUCAACGUUGGAAAAAACACGUGAACUUGAUGAAGAAAUUGCUGAAAAAGAAGAUGUUCGUCAACAUUCACCAAUGUGGGCAAUAAUAAAAUCCACUCGUCAUGAUGAUAUUCAAGAAAAAGAACCGGAAGAAAAAGAAAAAUUAAAUUACGAUGGUAGUAGCAUUCGUACUAGUCGUACGUCAAAUUGGGAAACAACGGAAAAGAGUUCAAAGGAACGUUCAGAAAUGACAACACAACAGAAAACUCAACAAACACCGCCACAAUUACCUGUAAUCUCUUCAUCAUCUCAGAAGCAUCCUGAAACGAUAAGUUCCGGUAAGAUAGCAGAAUCGAAAAGUUCAAUGAUGGAUGGUACCACGAAAACAUUUCAAACAACAACAAUCAUUGAUCAUCACAAAAGCAAUGAAAGAGGAGGAUCUGGUGCAAUAAGACCAAGUAAUAUGGAAGAAAUUUCAAUUUCGGAUUAUAGAAGUACAAUUUCUGCUAGGCCAGUUUUUAGUCGAACUGUUGGAUCAAUAUCUAGUCCAACUUAUGGUAUGACAACAGCAACCGGUGGUAGAAUCCUGAAAACCGUAACGGAAAUCGGUUCAUCAUCAUUGCAUAGUAGUGGUAUGUCACCAUUUGGACAAAAUGCUGCAUCAGCAAUACGUGAUACACGUGAACGGGAAAAAAAGGAAAUGAGCGAUUUAAAUGAUCGUCUUGCUUCCUACAUAGAAAAGGUACGCUUUCUUGAAGCACAGAACCGUAAAUUAGCUGCUGAUCUAAAUUUAUUACGUGGUCGUUGGGGUAAAGAUUCUGUAAGUGUUCGUGCGAUGUAUGAAGGUGAACUACAGGAGGCACGGAAAAUAAUAAACGAUACGAAUAGCGAACGCGAAGAUUUAGAAAAACGAAUUCGGAAAUUGAUGGAUGACUUAACGGAAUGCAAAAAACGAUAUGAUGAUGCACUUCGCGCACAUCAAGCUGAUCGAAAAUGCAUUGAUGAAUUAUUGGUAAAAUUAUCUGGUCUGGAAGCUGAAAUUAACCUUUUACGACGUCGGGUCAGUAGUUUGGAAGAAGAAGUAAGCCGUAUCAAACGAGAUAACUUGCAUUUUGUUAAUGAACUCAACAAGGCAAGAGCAGAUUUGGAUCAGGAAACGCUUAAUCGGAUCGAUUUUCAAAAUCAGGUGCAAACAUUACUGGAAGAAAUUGAUUUCAUGCGUCGUGUGCAUGAUCAGGAAAUUAAUGAAUUGCAAGCAAUGGCUGCACGUGAUACAACACCGGAAAAUCGGGAAUAUUUCAAGAAUGAACUUUCAUCUGCAAUUCGUGAUAUUCGUGCUGAAUAUGAUCAAAUAUGCAAUAUGAAUCGAACAGAUAUGGAAUCAUGGUAUAAAUUAAAAGUACAAGAAAUUCAAACUCAAUCAACAAGACAAAACUUGGAACAAGGUUAUGCUAAAGAGGAGGUGAAGCGACUUCGUGUGCAACUUUCCGAGCUACGCGGAAAAUUAGCUGAUCUUGAAGGACGUAAUUCACUGCUAGAGAAGCAAAUGCAAGAAUUGAAUUAUCAAUUGGAAGAUGAUCAACGAUCCUAUGAAGCUGCCCUAAAUGAUCGAGAUGCCCAAAUCCGGAAAAUGCGGGAAGAAUGUCAAGCAUUAAUGAUGGAAUUGCAAAUGCUUUUAGACACCAAACAAACUUUAGAUGCUGAAAUAGCAAUUUAUCGAAAAAUGCUUGAAGGUGAAGAGAAUCGAGCUGGUUUACGUCAACUUGUUGAACAGGUUGUUAAAACACAUGGCCUUACGGAAGUUGGUGAAACCGAGACUAUACGUGUACUGAAAGGUGAAACAGCUAGUCGUACGUCAUUUCAACGUUCCGCCAAAGGAAAUGUUUCUAUACAGGAUGCUGCAUCAGAUGGUAAAUAUGUUUUAUUGGAGAAUACACAUCGUUCCAAGGAGGAAGCAAUUGGUGAAUGGAGAUUGAAACGAAAAAUUGAUGGUAAACGUGAAAUUGUAUAUACUUUUCCAAGAGAUUUCAUUUUAAAACCUGGAAAAUCGGUUAAGAUCUGGGCUCGUGGCCAAGGAAUAUACAAUCCACCGGAUCAGUUAGUCUUUGAUGCGGAAGAAUCAUUCGGAAUUGGCUCUAAUGUACAAACCAUUCUCUUUAAUAAAGAGGGAGAGGAACGUGCAUCGCAUAUUCAACGCUCAAGUCAUACUGUCAAUUAA